AUGAAUAACACAGCUCACCCCCGACUGCGAAAGCCAACCAAGAUCGACCCUGAAAUCAUGGCCGGGUCUCUCGAAGCAAACGCGACAGCCCAUGAGCAAGAUGCAUUACUCAGAGAUGAAGCUGAACGCGAAAGAAACGGGGAGGAAUCUGCAGAGUUGCGUGACACAAACUACCCCGACUCGAAGCGCGCUUUGUUCCUAGGUAACUCUGUUAUACGUGUGCUUAAGAUUACCCUGGGAUGCAGCUACUCCAAUUUGCUACUGCCGUUUGUGUUUCUGGGAAUAAUCGCGGGGGGUCAAGGAUGGGACGAUUCGAUUUCCUUCGCGUUCAACUUCCUAGCGAUUCUUCCUCUCGCUGCGUUGCUGUCGUUCGCCACAGAGGAGCUGGCAAAAAGCGUCGGGCAAACCGUCGGAGGACUUAUUAAUGCGACGUUUGGAAAUGCGGUAGAAAUGAUUGUGGGGAUCACUGCGGUCCGGCAGGGAGAAAUCAGCAUUGUACAAUCUAGUAUGGUGGGCAGUAUCCUUUCGGGCAAUCUUUUGAUCCUCGGUGUUUCAUUGUUCUGUGGCGGCUUUGCAAAAGAUGUGGUGAAAUUCAACGUGGAUGUUAGUGGAAUACUAUCAUCCUUGAUGGUAGUCUCCUCUGCAACAUUGAUCAUUCCAUCCGUGCUCUAUUCAACCAUACCAUCCAAGUCCUACGAAGUGGAAGCUAGCAUUCUGAGUCUCUCUCGUGCCGCCUCCAUGGUCCUACUCACAUUCUACCUGGUAUACCUCUACUUCCAACUGAAGAGUCACUCCGAACUAUUCGUCGACGAUAAACAAGAAGAGGAAGAAGAGCGAGUUCUGGGCCCCCUGGUCGGCAACGUCGAUGGCUUUGUAGACAAGUGGCAUGUGAGCCGGGCUUUUAUUGGCUUGAUUGUGGUUCCCAUUGUCGGUAACGCAGGAGAAUUCAAUACUGUCGUCAAUUCUUCGAUCAAGGGGAAUAUGGACCUCGCAGUUGGUGUGAUUGUGGGAAGCACGUUGCAAAUCGCAUUGUUCGUGAGUCCGUUCCUGGUCAUGUGUGGCUGGGUUAUUGGGCAGCCCAUGUCCUUGCGCUACAGUCCCUUCGAAACUGUGGUAUUCUUCCUAUCGGUAAUAGUCAUGGACUGCUUGAUUCGUGGAGGUAGAUCGAAUUACUACGAAGGGUCUUUAUUGGUUGGAACGUAUCUGAUAAUCGCAAUUGCAUUCUACGUGCACCCAGACGCAGUUGAUGCACCCUUCGUUUAG
This is a messenger RNA of Penicillium samsonianum, 1263 nucleotides long. RefSeq lists its product as uncharacterized. The coding region runs from base 1 to 1263 and encodes 420 amino acids. Lineage: Eukaryota; Fungi; Ascomycota; Eurotiomycetes; Eurotiales; Aspergillaceae. Gene Ontology annotation, biological process: intracellular calcium ion homeostasis; calcium ion transmembrane transport. The record is from RefSeq and is a predicted model, not a curated record. The transcript has 5 exons. Gene Ontology annotation, molecular function: calcium:proton antiporter activity. Gene Ontology annotation, cellular component: fungal-type vacuole membrane.